Epinephelus moara (kelp grouper) is the source of this 2616-nucleotide messenger RNA. It is a transcript of the gene wee1, whose product is annotated as WEE1 G2 checkpoint kinase. Gene Ontology annotation, biological process: mitotic cell cycle; protein phosphorylation. The record is from RefSeq and is a predicted model, not a curated record. The transcript is spliced from 10 exons. The coding region runs from base 754 to 2616 and encodes 620 amino acids. Gene Ontology annotation, cellular component: nucleus. Lineage: Eukaryota; Metazoa; Chordata; Actinopteri; Perciformes; Serranidae. Gene Ontology annotation, molecular function: ATP binding; non-membrane spanning protein tyrosine kinase activity; magnesium ion binding.
UGAAGGCUGCUGGAAACAAUAAGUUUUUUGUCACCGCCCCCCGCUGCGGCCAUAGGCUGCGGCCGCCUGCUCUCGUCUAUCUUUCCAGGCGAGAAAACCUUUGAUCACACCGUCAAUAAUCAAUAAUGGACUCAUUGUCUCACAGGUGAUGUCGUCAUCGUGAGACUUGAAAAGAUCCCGUUCGCGCCACAUCGUUGCUGUGCCACGGAUGACGUCACGCCUCCUGAAACCUCUCCGGAACGCCCAUCUUUCAAAAAUCCCAGGCGCGCUGUGAUUGGCUGCUCGGGGACACGUGACCAACGGUCGCGGGAAGUCCUCUGCCACGCGCGUGAUAGGAAGCGGAGCAGCUCGAGACUCAUUCAGCGUUUGUUGUAAACAUUGGUUCGGUUUUAUUAACGGAAAGAAGACGGUAGAUACCGGAACUGGACCGGAGCCGGUACUUUGUCUGUCUGUUGUUAGUUUAACAGAAGCGUCGGGACUUUAUUGUUCCGGUAAAUCCUGCUCUUACCGUGAGUUAGUCCGGAGCCAUUUCACGGUGCUGAAGGGGCGUGUUGGAGUUACCCAAGUUUUUCCUGGGACGUUAACGGACCUUUAAGCGUCUCCGGUACUUUGUGGACUCUGUGUUUGAAUCGGUGCCUUUAUUUUAAGGUAGUUAAAAGUUUAACGGCUCCGUGUUUAAGGUAAGAAACCGUAGCGGGGAUCCAACCGCGUGAUUUUCUCUUCGACGCCGCCGCCGGGGUUUAAAUCGUGAACAUGUCGGGCUUCAGCCACCACCGACACGGAUCAGACUCUCCCAAGACUUUACCGAUCCGCCAGAAGCUCCAGUUCACCUCCAGCGACGGAGAGGACGAGCCCAUCGAGGACGUGAACAACAGCACCGGAGGAGAGUCCGGUUUCACGGAGAUGGACUCCCCGAUGCCGGUGCGGCGGAGCCCCGUGGAUAAACGUCUGGAGGGCGGCAGCAGCCCCCUGAACCAGUCCGGUGGGGACGACGACGUGGAGCUGUGGGACGAGGAGAGCUUCGGGUCCCCGUCUCACCUCCGUUCACCGAGCAGCGUCCUUUUCGCCAACUGCUCCCCGUCACCGAGGAAAGCCUCCCGGCUGUACGGAGGAUCACCGGAGCGCUCCUACGUCCAGGACGACGGGGAAGGAUCCAGCUCCCCGAUCCCGGACUGUCCCGACACACCUCCGCACAAGACUUUCAGAAAACUGAGGCUGUUUGACACCCCGCACACCCCCAAGAGUUUGUUGUCCAGGGCCCGGGGGUCGGGUCUGGGAUCGUCCAGCAGGAGAGUCGCCCUCUUCAAGAAUGUGGAGGCUUCAGGGAAGCUGCUCACAGACAGCGGCAGGAGACAGCAGACCCCUCUGGUCAACUUUAACCCCUUCACUCCCGACUCCCUCCUCAUCCAGUCUGCCACCCAGCAGAGGAACAACAGGAAGAGGGCGCACUGGAACGACUCCUGUGGAGAGGACAUGGAGGCGAGUGACGGCGAGGCAGAGGAGGAAGUGCUGCCACCUUCAAAGAGGAUCACCAUGAUGGAGAACAACAUGAUGUCCAGAUACACCUCAGAGUUCCUGGAGCUGGAGAAGAUCGGCUGUGGGGAGUUUGGUGCCGUGUUCAAGUGUGUGAAAAGACUCGACGGCUGUAUCUAUGCAAUCAAGAGGUCGAAGAAACCUCUGGCAGGAUCCGUAGACGAACAGAACGCCCUGCGGGAGGUGUACGCCCACGCCGUGCUGGGCCAACAUCCCCACGUGGUGCGAUACUACUCUGCCUGGGCUGAGGACGACCACAUGCUCAUCCAGAAUGAGUACUGCAACGGCGGCACACUGUCUGACGUCAUCGCAGAGAACUACAGACGCCUCAGUUACCUGUCGGAGCUGGAGCUCAAAGACCUGCUGCUGCAGGUCACACGAGGACUCAAGUACAUCCACUCCAUGUCUCUGGUCCACAUGGACAUCAAGCCCAGCAACAUCUUUAUUUCACGGAAGUCUGUAACCAGCUGUGACGAGUGUGAUGAGGACGAAGGACUGACCACCAGCGUCGUCUACAAAAUAGGUGAUCUUGGUCAUGUGACACGAGUAAACAACCCCCAGGUGGAGGAAGGUGACAGCAGAUACCUCGCCAAUGAAGUUCUGCAGGAGGACUACAGUAAGUUGACGAAGGCGGACAUCUUUGCUCUGGCUCUGACAGUCGUCAGUGCCUCGGGGGCGGAGCCUCUUCCCACAAACGGAGACAAAUGGCACGAGAUCCGACAGGGAAAACUUCCCGCCAUCCCACAAGUGCUCUCUCCAGAGUUCCUCAGUCUUCUCAAGCUGAUGAUCCAUCCUGAUCCAAGUAGACGACCAUCAACCUCUGACCUCAUCAAACACCCGGUGCUCCUCACUGCCGCCAGAAUGAGCGCCGACCAGCUGCGAGUGGAACUCAACGCAGAGAAGUUCAAGAACGCACUGCUGCAGAAGGAGCUGAAGAAGGCCCAGCAGGCUCGAGCUGCAGCUGAGGAGAAGGUUUUGACCACCGACAGGAUCCUGACCCGCUCCACGGUCCAGUCCAACCCCAGAACCUCCAGACUCAUCGGCAAGAAGAUGAACCGCUCGGUCAGCCUCACCAUCUACUGA